UACAUACAGAAAAUAGCGUGCAUUGGAGUCGAUCCUUUUCUAAUUUCAUGCAAAAAAUACGAUGCCGAAUGUCUUCCUCCCACCGAGUCGAUUGACCUCGUUUCGCAUCUUGUUCUAGAAACCAGUCACUACACUAAGGAGCAAUUUAAGGCCUUUAAAAGCCUUCAAUCAUACAACCAGUUAGUCUCUGGAUUUGUACAAAGUGUCCACGGACUUAUCAUUGCCGGUAAGCAUGUUGUUUUGGGAAAGGUUCGCCACUCUCAAAAGAUGAACGACCCAACUGUUCCUCUGUGGAUCAUCACCGAAAAUGACGGAAGGAUUUUAUGUGCACAUUGCCGCGGAUGUAUGGCUGGGCAAGGGGAAACCUGCUCCCACAUUGCUAGCGUCCUAUUUUACAUUGAGACUUUUAACAGAGUACGAGGAAAGCUUGCUUGCACUGAUAAACAAUGUGUGUGGAUACUGCCAACCUACAACAAAGACAUACCAUUUGCUGAAUUUCAAGACAUCGACUUCAGGUCU
This is a messenger RNA of Porites lobata, 519 nucleotides long. NCBI's taxonomy places the organism in Eukaryota, Metazoa, Cnidaria, Anthozoa, Scleractinia, Poritidae. The record is from the annotation of a GenBank genome assembly.